UUUAUGAGAUGGGACCCAAACGACUAUGGAGGUCUUGAGGCAACUCGUGAUCGCAAGUGACAGUGUAUGGACACCGAAUUUGGUUUUAGUAAACAACGUUAAUAAACUUGAGAAGAUAGGCGAUGAUUGGCAGCUGAUCCGCGCUUUACCGAACGGUGAAACAUUUUAUUAUCCUGGUGACGUUUUCUCUGCUUCGUGUCGGGUGGAUGUGACCUUUUACCCAUGGGACAGACAUAAAUGUAGCUUUAGCUUUGCUCCCUGGGGCCAAGUUAACACGGAACUAGUUUUAGGUCCAACAGACGACAAAGUGCUUACAUCAUACUUUUCAGAAAACGGGGCAUGGGCGUUUUAUCAUUCUGGUGUUGAAACAAGUUAUGGAGGCCAUUCAAUUGAUUUUGUUUUAUAUCUUAAAAGAAAACCUAUGUAUGUUUUUGUUAAUGUAAUUCUCCCAAUUAUUUUCAUGGCGUUUUUGAAUACAAUGAUUUUCGCUAUUCCAGUAGAAAGUGGUGAACGAAUAUCUUAUAGCAUUACAGUCCUUUUGGCUAUUGCCGUUUUCCUGACGCUCGUCGGAGAUAACCUUCCAAAAACGUCGAGUCCAAUGUCAUUUUUCGGUUACUAUUUACUAGCAGUUCUGAUAAUAAGCAUAGGAAUAACUAUUGUUACGAUUCUUAAUGUGCAUCUGUAUUACAAAGAUGAAAACGAUCCUGUUCCUGAAUGGAUUGCCGGUUUCACAAAACUCUUGCAAUGCAAGUGUAGAAACAAAACUCACAAACGUAAACAUUCGACAACAAAAUCCAAAACAGGAACCAAGAGAGCAAAACCGUAUGCAAACCAUAUUGCAAAUGUUGAAAAUUACACUAAUAACAUAGGUGUAAUAACUGAAUCUUAUUAUCAAAUACAUAGGGGAACGGUUUACCGUCCUAUGAUAAAUGGUAGAUUACCUUUUCAGAGAAGGUCAAUGACCAACACUGUUGAAAGCAAUAACUCAGUAGAAGAACAGAAAUAUGAAGGUACACAAAAUGACAAAACUAUGUCAUGGAAAGAUGUCAGUUCAGCUCUUGAUAACUUUUUCUUUUUGGUGUCAUUUGUUGUUAUUGCUGUAGCAACUGUUUCAUUUUUUGCAUAUAUAUCCGGUACUAACAAGGAUAACAAGGAAUAA
This is a messenger RNA of Ruditapes philippinarum (Manila clam), 1159 nucleotides long. Its product is annotated as acetylcholine receptor subunit alpha-like. Gene Ontology annotation, biological process: regulation of membrane potential; monoatomic ion transmembrane transport; signal transduction. The record is from RefSeq and is a predicted model, not a curated record. NCBI's taxonomy places the organism in Eukaryota, Metazoa, Mollusca, Bivalvia, Venerida, Veneridae. Gene Ontology annotation, cellular component: membrane; synapse; neuron projection. Bases 26 to 1159 code for a protein of 377 amino acids. The transcript has a single exon. Gene Ontology annotation, molecular function: neurotransmitter receptor activity; extracellular ligand-gated monoatomic ion channel activity; transmembrane signaling receptor activity.